CAUCACCAAACCCCCUCCUGCGUUUACUUUCCUACAGUAUUAUCCAAUUCUAUCUAUAGUUGUAAUUACAUCUUCAAUCCUAUUUAAGCUGCCCUAUCUCCGUCUCCACAUUUUCACGUUUGAAAUCUAAAACCUCUCCAAUUAACUUCCUUUUCCAGAUUGAGAUAAGGCUUCGCCCAAAGAGGGAGAGACAGAGAGAGGUGCUCACAGUCACAAGAGGUCUUUAUGGCUGCAAUGACGAUAAACUCGGUGAACUUUGGCGCUGCUAAAGCUGUGAAAUUUGAGUAUGUGGGGCUGAAGCCACUGAAAGUGCACCAGAAUAUCACUAGUGUGAGGCCUCACUCGGUCAAAUUUGCACCAAGGGUCCUCACAGUGAAUGCUGCUGAGGCUCAGGGUGACGGCCAAGUUAAGAAGAUGGGAAAGAGUGACGAGGAGUGUGAGGCCGCCGUGGUUGCAGGGAUUGUCCCAGAAGCACCCCCAGUGCCCCCAAAACCAGCUUCACCGGUUGGGACCCCUCUUGCAGCCUCCCUACCUCUUAGUAGGAGACCACGGCGGAAUCGUAGAUCACCUGUACUGAGGGCUGCAUUCCAAGAAACUACUAUAAGCCCUGCAAACCUGGUUUAUCCAGUUUUCAUUCAUGAAGGAGAAGAAGACACUCCAAUUGGAGCGAUGCCUGGAUGCUAUAGGCUUGGGUGGAGACAUGGACUUGUGGAAGAGGUUGCCAAGGCUCGAGAUGUUGGUGUUAACAGCAUUGUGCUAUUUCCAAAAGUUCCCGAUGCUUUAAAGACUUCCACAGGAGAUGAAGCUUAUAAUGACAAUGGGCUGGUGCCAAGAACAAUACGACUUCUGAAAGACAAGUAUCCUGAUCUUGUUAUAUAUACUGAUGUUGCUUUAGAUCCAUAUUCCUCUGAUGGGCAUGAUGGCAUUGUAAGGGAAGAUGGAGUUAUCUUGAAUGACGAAACUGUAUAUCAUCUUUGUAAACAGGCAGUUUCUCAGGCCAGAGCAGGAGCGGAUGUCGUGAGCCCCAGUGAUAUGAUGGAUGGUCGUGUAGGAGCUAUUCGAGCUGCUCUUGAUGCUGAAGGCUUUCAGCACGUCUCCAUUAUGUCCUACACGGCCAAGUAUGCUAGUUCAUUUUACGGCCCUUUCCGAGAAGCAUUAGACUCAAAUCCACGUUUUGGAGACAAGAAAACCUAUCAGAUGAAUCCUGCAAAUUACAGAGAAGCCCUUAUUGAAACCCGUGAGGACGAGUCUGAAGGAGCUGAUAUCCUUCUGGUCAAACCAGGUCUACCUUAUCUUGACAUUAUACGGCUUCUAAGGGAUAACUCUUCUUUGCCCAUUGCUGCAUAUCAGGUGUCAGGCGAAUACUCGAUGAUCAAGGCUGGCGGAGUCCUGAAAAUGAUCGAUGAGGAGAGAGUGAUGAUGGAGUCGCUGAUGUGUCUUCGACGAGCAGGCGCCGAUAUCAUCCUCACGUAUUUUGCUGUGCAAGCUGCUAGAUGCAUGUGUGGUGAGAAGAGGUGAGAUGUAACCCAACUCUCAUUUUGACGUAUUGAGAGUACUUCACCACAUGUUUGCCUUGUCUAUUUAUAUAUGCAAUAAAAAAUCUCUUCUUGUCUUGCCCAUCUCUCUUCCCACCUUAUCAAAUUGGAUUCAUGCAAAAUGCAUCUUCCAACUCUAUUUAUGUAACCAACUCGAAUUUGCU
This is a messenger RNA of Salvia miltiorrhiza (redroot sage), 1699 nucleotides long. RefSeq names its product delta-aminolevulinic acid dehydratase, chloroplastic-like. Lineage: Eukaryota; Viridiplantae; Streptophyta; Magnoliopsida; Lamiales; Lamiaceae. Gene Ontology annotation, molecular function: zinc ion binding; porphobilinogen synthase activity. Gene Ontology annotation, biological process: heme biosynthetic process. Gene Ontology annotation, cellular component: cytosol. The record is from RefSeq and is a predicted model, not a curated record. The coding region runs from base 226 to 1518 and encodes 430 amino acids. The transcript is spliced from 13 exons.